This is a messenger RNA of Fusarium verticillioides 7600, 3603 nucleotides long. Its product is annotated as adenylate cyclase. The coding region runs from base 409 to 1545 and encodes 378 amino acids. Gene Ontology annotation, molecular function: protein binding. The transcript is spliced from 3 exons. The record is from RefSeq and is a predicted model, not a curated record. Lineage: Eukaryota; Fungi; Ascomycota; Sordariomycetes; Hypocreales; Nectriaceae.
CAUAAUGUCACCCAUAAAGUUACAACGGUUUUAAGCCCCGCCAAACACUUGCUGUUGUGUCCUGCAGGUAAAGUAAGGCACCCUCAGGAACCAACCAUCCAUAAACAGAGGCCCAAAGUAGAAGUACAAGUGGAAAGCACCCGAUAUUUCAGGUCAAUUUCUCAGCUUUUAAUCAGCUUUUUUCCCGCCUCCAUCACGUUCUUGACAAUCCCAUCCCUCACCAUUUCUCUUUCUCUCUCUCUUCUUUACCGUUCCUCUCCCCCACAAUCUCAAAUCGUCAACGCCUCUCGCUAGACUUAAAACUCGCCUACAAACUUGCAUCACAUCUGCCCCGCCAUUACCGCCCAUCUUCGUGAACAACUACAUCAUCGCCCAUCUCGUGCUCUCAGAGAGCUCAGCACCACAGCCAUGCCUGGAUCCGAUAAAGAAAACGACGGCCAUGCGCACAUCGAAGUCCCUAGUGACAGCGACAAGCCUUCACCGCGCCCAGAUGGCGAGUCAAGCCCUGGCCUCAGGAACAGCAAGGGUUGGGAUGGCAAGCUUCGCAUGCCAAAGUCAGCUUCCAUGACAAACCCAGAGGCUCUCACCGAUUCUGACUACUCCGACGAUGAGAAUGUCAUGAAGGGAGAGCAGAUCGACGCUGAUGAGGAUCUCCUCGAUGACGAAGAUCCCGAGACGGACGAAAUUAUGUGUUCGCACUCUCGAAUCGCUUCGAUUUCCUCUCUACGCCUCGAACGCUUCAAGAAUGUUUCCCGUAUCUGCCUUCGCCAAAACAGCAUCGAGCAAAUCGACGGCCUAUCCGCCCUAGCCGAAACCCUCGAAGACCUAGACCUCUACGACAACCUCAUUCCGCACAUUCGCGGCCUCGACGAGCUAACAAACCUUACAAGUCUCGAUCUGAGCUUCAACAAAAUCAAGCAUAUCAAGCACAUCAACCACUUGACAAAACUCAAGGAAUUAUACCUUGUCGCCAACAAGAUUGGCAAAAUCGAGGGGCUGGAGGGGUUGGAUAAGUUGACAUCUCUUGAGCUUGGAUCGAACCGCAUUCGCGAAAUCAAGAAUCUCGACUCUCUGAAGGCGAUCGAAGAGCUUUGGUUGGCCAAGAACAAGAUUACUGAGCUCACUGGUCUCGGUGGUAUGCCUAACCUUCGACUACUGAGCAUUCAGUCCAACCGUAUACGCGAUUUGUCACCACUCAAGGACGUCCCUACGCUUGAAGAGCUAUACAUUUCACACAACAUGUUGGAAUCUCUAGAGGGUCUGGAGCACAACCCCAAGCUACAUGUGCUGGAUAUCUCAAACAACAAGAUCACCAGCAUCAAGGGUCUCGAGUCACUUGCCGAGCUGGAAGAGUUGUGGGCCAGCUAUAAUCUCAUUGGCGAUUAUAAGGAGGUUGCCAAAUAUCUUGCUGAUAAGAAAGAAUUGACGACGGUGUAUUUUGAAGGAAACCCGCUGCAACUGCAGGAACCUGUGGCAUAUAGGAACAGGAUCCGAAUGACCUUGCCGCAGGUCAAACAGAUUGAUGCCACAUUUGUUCGAACAUGAGUUCGACUUUGGAAGGCUUCGUCACAGAAAGCAUGGCGUUAAGGCAAUGGAGUUUGGCUUUUUCGAUAUUCAGGGUGGCAUCAAUGGUGCAUUCAAUCAAUGGUUCAUUCAAAGACAGAUAAAGCUUUAUGUGAGUUACAGUUUAGACAAGGUUCUAGAACAAACACAGAGUUACCGAGGGCAUAGGCAGUCACACUGCGGGCUCAGUCUUGAUCAUAUCAUGGAGCAAUCAUUUCCCAAAACGAAAAUCAUAUCAUGCAAAAAGUGACCAAACUUGUUGAAGGGUUAACUGUCUUUUGUAUUCUAUGAGAGCGUCUCAUCAAGUCCUUGCGGUUCUACAAAAUGCAGCCCAUCGUCAUGUAACGCCAAAUAUCCCAAACAAUCAUGUUUCCAAUGCUUCUUUCUUUUACUAUCAUAUCAUUUCGUUGUCAUUAUUUAAGCGAAGAUCCAGAGCUUCUCAGUAGGGAAGUACUAGGAAUGGUCAGUAUCAUCUUUGGUAAUCAAAUGGUAGUGAAAACUUACGUUGGUGGGCUUGUUGAACUUGAGGUUAAGGUUCAUUCUGGCAAUGCGCUUCAUGUCCUCCUCAUCAAUAUCCCAGCCGACACAGUCGAAGUUCUGGGCCAUGUACUCAGGUGUGGUGCUCUUGGGGAUGACAGCAAGACCUUGCUGUGUGGCCCAUCGGAGGAGGACCUGAGCGGCGGUCUUGUUGUACUUGCUGGCGAGGCCAGUGAAGACCUCGUGCUGCAUGAGAGGAGAAGCAGACUUGGCAAUGUCCAUAUCAAGCUCCAUGAAGCCAGCAGGGCCGAAAGAGGAGUAAGCAGUCAGAGCAAUGCCCUCAGCCUUGGCGAGGCGGACAAGCUCGGUCUGCUGGUGGUAGGGGUGAAGCUCGACCUGGAGGGUGGCAGGUCGGAUCUUGGCGUACUUGAGGAGAUCGUAGAUGGACUGAGCCUGGAAGUUGGAGAUGCCAAUGGACUUGGCAAGACCCUUCUCAACGAGGCCCUCCAUGGCGCCCCAAGUCUCCUCGUUGGUGGCCUUGCUCCAUCGGAUCUCGGUGCCGGCGUCGUCGUAGUGCCAGCCAGGGGGGUAGCGGACCUUGGGGUCGACGUACUCGAGGGCGACGGGGAAGUGGAUGAGGAAGAGGUCAAAGUAGUCGAUCUGCCAGUCGGCGAGCUGUUUGCGGGUAAUGGGCUCGACGUUCUCCUUGUCGUGGUAGGUCUGCCAGAGCUUGGAGACGAUGAAGAGGUCCUCACGCUUCACGAUACCAUCCUUGAUAGCGCGGGCGACACCCUCACCGCAGGCCUUCUCAUUUCCGUAAUCUGUUGUGAAAAAUCCGUUAGACUUUCUCUAAAACUCUGGUUUGGCCGGGUAAAAAGAGAAGUCAUGAAGCUAUCAUGGUGUGGGGUGAAGCUCCAAGUGUAGUGGAGGGGUAGUUUUACAGGGGUAAUGUGGCUGUUUUCUCGGUGCAAUUGACAAUUGGCAGGGAAAAUGAGGGGCAGAGAGACAAGGAUUAUCUGGGGAGGGGCAAAGUAAUGGGAUUAUGGCCGUGUGAUUGAAGUUGGGCGACGGGUAAUUGCAAAGGCAAUUGAGGGCUUGGGGACAAUCAUACCGCAAGCACCGUCGAGGAGACGGUAUCCAGCCUUGAUGGCCUCGUAGACAACAUCAGCACAGUUGUCGUCAACCUUCCAGAGGCCGAAGCCAAUCUGGGGCAUGUCGAAGCCGCUGUUUAGCUUGAUAGUAGGAACGUUGACCAUUGUGACGGGUGUUGAUGUGUAAGAGAUGUGGUGGUUGGUGGAUAGAUAGAGUAGAGAGAGGAGGAGAGGAGAAGCAAGAAUGGGAUGGACAGCUCGGAGGAGGGGACAGUAGUAUUUAUAUUUAUGCUAAGAAGAACACAUGUUGUUAUUAUCCUCAGAGAUAGCUACAGUACCUACCUAGGCAGAUAUCGUAUGCCCUCAUGGGUGCGGCAUGACAAGCAAGGGGCAGAGUCCAUACUACGUAGUAUGACAUGGUCUGGUAUUUGAUAGCGCUACGCCUUCGAGAAGAGAAAAACCAUGAAUAGCG